UUAAGCCUGUGUGAUGAGCCCCGUGUCCCCCCCCGCGACGGUGACGGCCAGCGAGUCGCAGUCGAAGCCGAGACUCCACCGAGGCGCCGCCGGUAAGAGGACCCUGCAGCCGAUUUGUUGACAAAGGCGAGGAACGUCCGGCCGAAAAUGACGGAGAGCCUGAUAAGCGAGUGGCUGGCCGACUGCAAGGACGUCGCGCCGUCGGAGCUGCACAUGUUCGCCAGAACGCUCUCGCAGGACAAUGAGAUCGUGCGGGCGCUCUACAUGCUCCUGGAGGAGCGCACCAAGUACAGCGAGUUAAUGGACGAAGUGUGUAACCAAUUGUACAACUUUUAUCGGUCUCGGGAAAUAGAGUUACAAAGGUUCACUCUGCAAUUUCUACCAACGCUAAUAUAUAUUUAUCUAAAUUCUGCUGCACAUGGUGAUAUCAAGAGUUGUCGCUCCCUUGAGACUCUAUUGAUUGGAUUAUAUAAUCUAGAGGUGGUCGAUAAAUCAGGACAACAAAAAGCGAUCUCAUUUAGAUUACCAUCCCUUGCUAUGUUAUCCAUAUAUCAUGAGCCUGCGAGUCUAGCGCCAGCCUCACUGACCGAAAGCGCAGUACGUCGUUUUGAAGAGUGUAACUCGAAACUCGUGAGCUGGGGUCCGUUGCAGCAAGUAGAAACGUUAAACGCGCAAAAUAGAUUGAAAGUUAUGACAGCCCUACUUUUUAUUUAUAAUCAACAGCUUGGAUAUAUAAAUAAAUUUGCUAUGGAACAAUUGUGCAAGGUUGCAACAAAACUUGUUACUCAAGGAUUUAUGAAACCGGGACAUCAUCAACGUUCCUCAUACGGCAGUGAGUCUAGCUUUGUUCCAAGGCUUUUACCACGUAUACCAGUAUCCAGCCAAUUUCUCUUGGAAUUCUUGCAUGCUGUAUAUUUUGCCAUGUAUAACGAAUGCUGGUAUGUAGGAAAUCAAGCUAUAGAAGAUAUUCAUAACAGAGCGUGUUACGAAGCGUAUCCAAAUGUAAUGUUAGUUACCAACGCAAUACGCAACUCUGCCAGUUCUGGAGCACCAGGUCAACCGAGCGAUGGACCAAUUGGAAUUAGUGUUGCAUUGUCCCCAGCAACUACUACACCAACCGUUUCAAAGUCUAUGAUCACAAACGCUUCCUUCCGUACUAAGAAAUUACCAGAUGACAUACCAAUACAAGUUAUAAAAGAUGACACUACCGGAGAGGGUAAAGGUAACCUGGUGUCAAUCAUAGAGGAACCAGAAUCAACAGAGCCGAACCGCAUUGGUUCCAUGAGACAAUCAAAGGAUCAAAAGACUGCUUCGAAGAUUGCGAAUUUCCCUGUGCUCGGGAAGAAACCUAAGGAGAAGGAGGGGAAGGUAACGAAAAAUGCUCACGUCGCGUUGUUCGAAAAGGAGAAGAAGCUCGCCUCUCAGGCGACGUCGAAGGAGAGCAUUAAAGGAAAUUUAUCGAUGACAAAUAGUGAGCAGCAGGCGGAAAUCGAUGCAAAUGUUAACGGAUGUGCGAUCCGAAAGAAAAAUAAUGUAGAAAAUAAUACGAUCAUAAUAGAUCCUAACGUGGCGUUGAUCGACGGCGAGAGACUGGCGUUAAGUAGUGACGUUACCGAUGGUAGUAAUAUGGAAAAUUCUCUUAAUUUAAGGGCACACAAUGAAACGGAGUCUAUUGGUUCGUCUAUCCAAAUCAGCUCUGUUUAAUGAUAAAAGUCUACAAGGGGAAUACAUAAAAAUAGUAAUGGGCUGAGUAUAUUAAGCAAAUAAGCCGUUCUCUUCCAUCUAGCAAAAUCUUGUUAAAUCCAUGUAUAAUGUGUACACGUUGCCUUUUCCUAGAAUUAUUUAAGAUCACGCGCACUAUUUUCUCAACAAGGAUGCAUGUAUAUUACCACCUGCAUUGCGAUACUUAUAAGGAUCGUAUAUUUUUCUUGACAUGUAGCAAUUUUAGUCAGUCCAUUAUUCUACUGAUCUCCGUGGUAAGCAUAAAAAAUGGGAGAGGGGAACAAUAUGAACUAUAAAGGUACACGGUUGUUUCGUUAAGUGUUUUUGUGCAUAUUCGGUGCAUAUUGACUAAUUUUUGUAACGAAAUCUAUAAUUUAUUCCAUAUAUUUUAUAAAUACGUCGUCGUAUGAUAUUGUAAUACCUCUUUAUCCAGAUACAGUUAUCGAGUUUCACUCCUAGAGAUUAUAGAUCAUUACAAUCGGGGGUGGGGGGAAACGAGUAUUAUCAUAAUGCAAUACAUAUGGAUAUAUAUUUAUGUUUGACCCAGAUGUGUGCCUUGAUGUAGUUGUAGCGAGCCUUUCUCUAUGGUUCCAAGUAUAUAAGUAAUAAAUUUGUGUCCAAAGAUACCAUUACAAUAUUGCCACAAAUGCAGCAUAAAACGAAAAGUGGAGAGGAGGAUGAGGAAAAGGGAAAAAACGUUGUUACAAACAAAGCUGCGAUGUCACUUAAUUAUAAACAGGAUGAAUAGGUACCUAUAUAUAGAGUAUAGGGCAUAUCUGGGUUGAAUAAUAGACACCUCCUAUUAAUUUUGUCAUAAUUGUUCUAGUAUGAUAUUGAGGAUUCAUGACAAAUUAUCUGUUUUUGCAAAUAAUAGUUGAUAUAUAAUAAUAUUAAUAUAAACAUUGAUAUAUGUAUAUACGAUAUAUAUGUGAUUGUUGAAAAUAAUUACGAAAUUCAAAUAUAAAGAGCGAUUUUAUUCUCACGUGAACGUCGACCCACGUUGAAAAUGGUCGACUAAUCAGUAAAACUGUCAUCCGUGCAUGGAAAAAUGGGAAUUGGAUAGAAAACGUAGAUACGUAUUUUUUCAAUAAACAUCAAGUUCUUUAUAUCCAUGGAUAUAAUGAGUUAAAUAAGUUAAAUUUCUAUAGUUAGUCUAUCUAACAUUUUAUUCUACGGAUUCUAUGAUUUGCGUUUAAACGCUCGGUCAAGAUGCGAUCUCUUCGUGUGUGAGAUCAAUGUGACACAAUUAAUUCUCUAAACUCUUUAGCUUAAUUUGAUUAAACAUAAAAAAUAACAUAAAAAUGACAAGUAGCAAAAGAGAGUCACGUCUUUCAGGAUUUUCGAAUUUUUGCACAAAAAGAAUUUAGGAUUUUUACAAAUUAACGCGUGUGUCGAGAACACACAUAUAAAAAGGUAUUGAUCUAUAUUUAAAAUCUUCAAAGCCCAACUUCUCAUUUUGCAUGUCUUUGCGCAUUUCUUUUUAGAAGAGAUGUACAAAUAUAGACGUAAAGUUGGCAAAUGAAAGAGAGAUACGCCAAAGACUGCAGAACCGCUACGCUACUUCAUGUGAUAAUUAGCUCUCCCUUUAAAGUUUCGCCGAGGAGAAGUUAAUUCAAUAAAUUCUCCUCAAAGGGCACUAUAAUCAAUUCCCAUUUCUUUAUGCACGUUCUGAAUUCACACAGAGUUGUACUAAACUAUUAAUGUGUAAAUAUUAUUAAAAAAAAAAACUAAUUGUGUAUAGAGACGAGAGAAGAAAGUUUGAUUCAAAUGUAAAAGAAUCGUAAUAUAUUGUGAAUUGCAUUUGUUAAAAAUAGAUCGAAAUGUUCCGAAAUUGUGAAAUAUAUCAUGAACAAAACGGAGUCAAUGCUUGUUUGAAGGUCAGUGAUUAAUUACUCUAUGGCCUAUAUUGUAUUAAUUAAAGUAUAACAUGGAUUGUAAAAAUACAUUGAAGUUAUUUGGAAAAGUUGAUGAUGGCAACGACAAAGGUAAAUGCCGUUAUUUUAUUUACGACCCUUUACAAUAAUUUCUUUUAUUCAAUGUGAUAGAGAGUACCGUUUGAAAUACGACCGAUACACAUAUCUAAUUAUUUUCAUGCAGGAACAUCUGCAAAUUUACCUUCCACGUUUAUCUUUGUAUUAUUUAAAUAAAACUGUUUUAAAAACGUUUUUUGAAUUAUAAA
Messenger RNA from Wasmannia auropunctata (little fire ant), 3901 nucleotides. RefSeq names its product hyccin (gene Hyccin). Lineage: Eukaryota; Metazoa; Arthropoda; Insecta; Hymenoptera; Formicidae. The record is from RefSeq and is a predicted model, not a curated record. The transcript is spliced from 8 exons. Bases 148 to 1704 code for a protein of 518 amino acids. Gene Ontology annotation, biological process: phosphatidylinositol phosphate biosynthetic process; protein localization to plasma membrane. Gene Ontology annotation, cellular component: plasma membrane.